Eurytemora carolleeae is the source of this 543-nucleotide messenger RNA. RefSeq lists its product as uncharacterized. Bases 1 to 543 code for a protein of 180 amino acids. Lineage: Eukaryota; Metazoa; Arthropoda; Copepoda; Calanoida; Temoridae. The record is from RefSeq and is a predicted model, not a curated record. The transcript has 6 exons.
AUGGAAGGAGAUUCAGGCAUUGGAGGAGAAUCAGGUAAACAGUUAAUGUUGGUAAUGUUGGAGGCGUUGGAGGAGAUUCAGGAGACUAUGGUGGAGAUGAUGAGAACGGAGCAGAGGAUAAGAGCGGAGAAGAUAUCUCUCUCCAGUGAUAAGAAGAACCUGGAGAAGCUCAAACAAUCUGGAUUCUGUCAAAACUGUUCAACCUUGAGACGAGCAACUUCUGCCUCAAAUCUAAGAUUUGGCGAUCGAGGACGCGGUGUAGCCUGGCAGGACACGGAGACAGGACGGGGUAAAUCUCCGAUUGCGUCCUCUUGGAUGGAUAUUGAUGCACAAACCUUACAAAGAGGGAAAUAUUUCUCCAGAGAUGGGUUUCACAAGUCGCCCGGAGAUGGGGCAAGUUUUGAGGCUUUAGACUCAACCCUAUCCGCGCUCAAGAGAGAAUCGGAGAAUGACCACAGGUUUCUCCAUGAUGAGAUGGAAUACUUGAAAUCUGUUAAGAGAAUAAAUAUGAAAACUGUAAAUAAAUACCAAAAUCCUGGAUAA